GAACAACUACCCGGAAAUGCACGGCUACAUGGUGAAGUUCCACCAGCGCAACGUCAACGAUGCCCUGCAGAGCCUUAAGACUGGGAAGCUGGACGCCUUCAUCUACGACGCGGCGGUGCUGAACUACAUGGCAGGACGCGACGAGGGCUGCAAGCUGGUGACCAUCGGCAGCGGGUACAUCUUCGCCACCACGGGAUACGGCAUCGCCAUCCAGAAGGAGUCCAUGUGGAAGAGACACGUGGACCUGGCCAUCCUGCAGCUGUUUGGCGAUGGUGAGAUGGAGGAGCUGGAGGCUAUGUGGCUGACAGGGAUCUGCCAUCACGAGAAGAACGAGGUGAUGAGCAGCCAGCUGGACGUGGACAACAUGGCGGGCGUCUUCUACAUGCUGGGCGCCGCCAUGGCGCUGUCCCUCAUCACCUUCAUCUGCGAGCACUGGUUCUACUGGCAGCUGCGCUUCUGCUUCAUGGGAUACUGCUCCGGACAGCCCGGCUUCGUCUUCUCCAUUAGCAGGGGCAUCUACAGCUGCAUCCACGGCGUGCAGAUCGAGGAGAAGAGCAGCUCAGGCCUCAACUCCCCGUCGGGCACCAUCAACAACACCCACUCCAACAUCCUGCGGCUCCUGCGCACCGCCAAGAACAUGGCGUCCCUCUCGGGCGUCAACGGCUCGCCGCACAGCGCGCUGGACUUCAUCCGCCGCGAGUCGUCCGUCUACGACAUCUCGGAGCACCGCCGCAGCCUGGCGGGCCACUCGGACUGCAAGCCCCAGUACCCGCCCGACGACAACAUGUUCAGCGACUACAUCAGCGAGGUGGAGCGGACGUUCGGCAACCUGCACCUGAAGGACAGCAACCUGUACCAGGACCACUACCUGCACCACCACACCGGCUCUGCGCUGGGCCUCAACGGGCCACCCGCCAACCGGCCCCUCAGCCUGGGCAGCGGCAGCUCCCUGGAGGGGGGCAUGUUCGACUGCGACAGCCUGGGCGGAGGGGUGGCGCCCAUCUUCACCACGCAGCCCCGCUCGGCGCUGACCCACCGCAACAUGAGUAAGUUCGACCUGCUGUCGGGACAGGCGCCCCCCCCGGGGCCAGGCUUCCAGGGCGGCCUGCCCGACCUGUACGGCAAGUUCUCCUUCAAGGCGGGGGCCUCCAGCUCCAACUACGUCCCCGGCCACGGCUACUGCGGCGGGCGGCCCGGGGACGACGACGGCAACGCUCGCUCGGACGUGUCGGACAUCUCCACGCACACCGUGACCUACGGCAACCUGGAGGGCAACGCCAAGAAGCGCAAGCAGUACCGCGACAGCCUCAAGAAGAGGCCGGCCUCGGCCAAGUCGCGCCGCGAGCUGGACGAGAUUGAGCUGGGCUACCGGCGGAAGCCGUACCACAUCAGCCACCACCACUACCACAACCACCGCUCGGCCUCGCCGCCUCCGCCCCUACCCGCCGAGCGCAAGAGGGGCGGCGGAGUCGGGGGCGGAGGAAUGGGGAGCAACGGGGGCAGCGCCUACAUGUUCAGAGACAAGGAGAGCGUGCGGGACUUCUACCUGGACCAGUUCCGUCCCAAAGAGGGCGUGCCCCAGUGGGAGCACGUGGACCUGACGGACGGGCCCCGGGACGGGGUGGUGGGCGGGCCGGGGCCCUGCACCCAGCUGGUCCCCGUGGACGACUUCCUGAAGAGCAAACCCAAGAAGCCCGACUCCAAGGGCGACUGGGAGUGCCGGACCUGCCGGGCGAGCUGCAGCGGGAAGCCGAUGUCGGUCCACGGGGUGGGGUAUGGCGGCGGGGUGAGCUGCGGGUCUUCGGGGGGCGGUGGCGGCAGCCGGCCGAGCUCGGCCACCUGCAUGCGGUGCGAGGGCUGCAAGAAGACGGGGAACCUGUACGACAUCAGCGAGGACAACAACCACCUGUUGGAACAGCUGGGGGGGGGCGGGGGGGGCGGCGGGCCUCAGCUCCAGCAGAGGAGGAGGAGCGGCGGCUUCGGGAAGCCGCUGAGGAGGCAGCACUCCUACGACGCCUUCGUGGACCUCCAGAAGGAGGAGCUGGCCGGGAUGGGCAACAUGCUGGGCGGGCCGGGAGGAGGCCCCGGCGGAGGCGUGAUGCUGCCGCCGCCCCGCAGCGUCAGCCUGAAGGAGAAGGAGCGCUACCUGGAGGGCACCAGCCCCUUCGCGCACAUCUUCCAGCGCCACGGCGGGUCGGAGCGGGACCGCGACCCGCUGUUCUACGGCGGCGAGAGCCACGCGGGGGGCGGGUCUCCGUUCGGCAUCGUCCGGGGCGACGGCGUCCACCGCCGCUCGGUGGGGGAGCGGGACAUGAGGGAGCGCUCUCUGAUGGAGGGAGGGGGCUCGGGCUUCUCCCUGUCCAAGUCUCUGUACCCCGACCGGGUCAACCACAACCCCUUCAUCCCCACCUUCGACGACGACCAGUGUCUGAUGCACGGGGCCAAGCAGUACUACAUGAAGAAGCAGCAGCAGCAGCAGCAGCACGGCAGCCGGGGUGACCUCAGGGCCCCCAUGGGCGUCACGUCCUACCUGCCGGCCUCGGCCACCGCGGGGGUCAUGUCCAACGUGGCCCCGCGGUUCCCCAAGGACCUGGGCCUCGGGGGCAUGAACCACCACGGCUCCAUGCUGGGGGUCGGGCCCCCCCGGCCCUUCAACGGAAGCAACGGUCACGUGUACGAGAAACUGUCCAGCAUCGAGUCAGACGUGUGA
Molecule: messenger RNA, 2710 nt
Organism: Gadus chalcogrammus (walleye pollock)
Lineage: Eukaryota; Metazoa; Chordata; Actinopteri; Gadiformes; Gadidae
Gene: grin2ba
Product: glutamate receptor, ionotropic, N-methyl D-aspartate 2B, genome duplicate a
Exons: 4
Coding region: 17-2710 (897 amino acids)
Biological process (GO): synaptic transmission, glutamatergic; long-term synaptic potentiation; excitatory postsynaptic potential
Cellular component (GO): NMDA selective glutamate receptor complex; postsynaptic density membrane; postsynaptic membrane
Molecular function (GO): NMDA glutamate receptor activity; transmitter-gated monoatomic ion channel activity involved in regulation of postsynaptic membrane potential
Source: RefSeq, a predicted model, not a curated record